GUCUGAGUUGUGUAGUUGAAUAGGUGGGUUCCGGCAUCGUGCUCUGCACUUAGAGUCACACUUCACAUUUCACACUUCACACUUCACACGCCUCUCUCUGUCUCGGUGCACAUCAUAAAUUCCUCCGAGGAAGAAGAAUCAGCGAGAUGAGUCAGGAGCUGUUAGAAACGUACGCCUGCAUGCCCUCGACGGAGCGCGGCCGCGGGAUUCUGAUCUCCGGCGACGCCAAGUCCAACUCCAUCGUCUACACCAACGGCAGAUCCGUCGUCCUCAUGAGCCUCCAGAACCCCCUCCAAGUCUCCGUCUACGGCGACCACGCCUACCCCGCCACCGUGGCCCGCUUCUCCCCCAACGGCGAGUGGGUGGCCUCCGCGGACGCCUCCGGCACCGUCAGGAUCUGGGGCACGCGCAACGACUUCGUUUUGAAGAAGGAGUUCCGAGUCCUCUCCGGCCGCAUCGACGACCUCCAGUGGUCCCCCGACGGCCUCCGAAUGGUUGCCUGCGGCGAAGGCAAAGGGAAGUCCUUCGUCCGCGCUUUCAUGUGGGAUUCCGGGACUAAUGUUGGUGAAUUCGAUGGCCACUCGAGGCGGGUUUUGAGUUGCGCCUAUAAACCCACCAGGCCCUUUCGCGUUGUCACUUGUGGAGAGGAUUUUCUUGUCAACUUUUACGAGGGACCUCCCUUCAGAUUUAAGCUAUCUCAUAGGGAUCAUUCAAAUUUUGUCAAUUGUGUGAGAUAUUCUCCAGAUGGCAGUAAAUUUAUAAGUGUAAGUUCUGACAAGAAGGGUAUCAUAUUCGAUGGAAAGACAGCAGAAAAGAUUGGUGAGUUGUCUUCUGAAGGUGGGCAUACUGGUAGUAUUUAUGCUGUUAGCUGGAGUCCCGAUGGAAAGCAGGUGCUCACUGUAUCUGCUGACAAAUCUGCAAAAGUAUGGGACAUAUCUGAUGACAGUAACGGAAAGGUGAAGAAAACAUUGACUUGUCCUGGCUCUGGUGGAGUUGAAGACAUGCUAGUGGGGUGCCUAUGGUUGAAUGAUUAUCUUGUGACUGUUUCUCUUGGUGGGACAAUAUCUAUAUUUUUAGCAAGUGAUCUUGAUAAAGCCCCGACAGCAUUUUCUGGACAUAUGAAAAAUGUUUCCUCCUUAACUAUUCUUAGAAGUAACCCUAGAGUGCUCUUGUCUAGCAGUUAUGAUGGCUUAAUAGUUAAGUGGAUUCAAGGGAUUGGAUAUAAUGGGAAACUACAAAGGAAGGAAAGUUCUCAAAUCAAAUGCUUAGCAGCGGUAGAAGAAGAGAUUGUCACAACUGGAUUCGAUAAUAAGAUAUGGCGAGUUUCUUUGCAUGGGGAUCAGUGUGGAGAUGCUGAAGCCAUUGAUAUAGGAAGUCAACUAAAGGACUUAAGUGUUGCACUUCUUUCUCCUGAACUUGCUCUAGUUUCAAUUGAUUCAGGAAUUGUCAUGCUGCGUGGUACCAAAAUUGUGUCAACCAUUAAUCUUGGGUUUAUUGUGUCCGCAUCUGCUGUCUCACCUGAUGGAAGUGAAGCCAUUAUCGGUGGACAGGAUGGUAAAUUGCACAUAUAUUCUAUUUCUGGUGAUACUCUUGUAGAAGAGGCAGUCCUUGAGAAACAUAGGGGUGCUAUUAGUGUCAUACGGUAUUCUCCAGAUGUUUCAAUGUUUGCAUCAGGGGAUGUCAAUAGAGAAGCUGUAGUGUGGGACCAUGCCUCCCGAGAGGUGAAGCUUAAGAACAUGUUGUAUCAUACUGCUAGGAUAAACUGCCUUGCGUGGUCCCCUGAUAGCCGUAGGAUUGCUACAGGAUCACUUGACAUGUGUGUCAUCAUAUAUGAAAUUGAUCAGCCUGCAUCUAGUAGAGUUACCAUAAAGGGUGCUCAUUUAGGCGGGGUUUAUGGAUUAGCAUUCACUGAUGAGUAUAGUUUGGUUAGCUCAGGCGAGGAUGCUUUUAUCCGUGUUUGGAGGAUAACCCCUGCUUGAUCUAUCAAGGUCAAUUUGGAAGAAAAGUGAAUGUGGGAAAUAUUUGUUGGAUUUCAAAUUUAAUCCUUUAGAAGUCUUCUAAAAAUCAAGACUGACGAGGACGUGCUUAUCACCAUAAAUUGGUCAUAUCAAAAUCUUACGAAUUUCAAGCAUUGGUUUGGCGGUCACUCUUGACAUUGGCAGUAUAAAGUUGGGGCCAUUUUUGUGUUGCCUUUUAUAAGUAGCUGCUUUUUGUGAGUUUCGAUGUCUAGACUAUGAUGGUACCAGUGUACCAAUUUAUGAUACCAGAGAAUUUUAAUGGUUGUGCCAAUUGUCAAAAGGAUCUUGUUGUGUACAUUACAGGGGAUCAAUUUGGAUAGUGUGAGUUUUUGUGUUAAAAGUGUUGAUAGAUUAGAGAACAAAGACAACCAUUUUUCCCCACCCACAACUCACCUCUUUAGAGGAUAUAUACUCAAUCGGCUACCCCUGUUCGAGGCCAGAUUGAUUCUAAUGUUUGUUUGUGGUUGGAAUGCAGUUGUGCAUGUUUGUUGUUUGUUAACUUAUUCAAUGUGAUUAAAAAAAAAAAA
Cajanus cajan (pigeon pea) is the source of this 2545-nucleotide messenger RNA. RefSeq names its product actin-interacting protein 1-2. NCBI's taxonomy places the organism in Eukaryota, Viridiplantae, Streptophyta, Magnoliopsida, Fabales, Fabaceae. Gene Ontology annotation, cellular component: cortical actin cytoskeleton. Gene Ontology annotation, molecular function: actin filament binding. Gene Ontology annotation, biological process: actin filament depolymerization. The record is from RefSeq and is a predicted model, not a curated record.